AUGUAUGAUAAAAACGGAGUGUAUUUUGAAUCGUCGAUACUCAUUAUUGAAGGUACAGCACUGAUCAUCGGUGGAGGAAUCGUGGUUGUGGCCCUUUUGAAAACACCGCGAUUGGCUAAACAAUAUCCACUGAUAGUAGCACAGCAGGCGACUGCGCUAAUGAUAGGCUUAAGUAUGUUUUUGGCUGGAAUCGGGAGAAUCAUCAUAUUGGCGUUCGGGUAUGUUGAGCCAAGAAGUUCGCGAUUUUGUGUGUUGAUGCCUUGGAAUUUGCUCUCUACUUGGGCAGAACCAUCGUUACCAAUCAUGCUGCUCGUGAUUAGUCUUGAUCGAUUGCUGUCUUUGGUCGUACCUAUGACCUAUUUCAAGAGCAGUUUUAAACUUCAGAUUAUUCAGGGCGAGGCACAGCGAGUCUUCGAAGAACGUCAACGCCAGCUAACGUUCACCAUGUUGAUCACAUGUCUGUUCACAGUGGUUUUCUAUGCGGUACCGAGUGCAGUUGUAUUCAUAACGCACAACACCAAAGACUCAUCACUCGAAAUCAUCCUCCGCUGGUAUGGCAGAAUCUCCGAGGACAUCACUUGCCUCGUCAUUAUUCUUAUCCUCUAUUUCAAACAACCAGAUAUUGCCAAAGCUAUCAAGAACAUGUUCAGAUGUAUUAAGUCUGUGCAUCGUUCUGGAACAACUGUUGUUUGUUGA
This is a messenger RNA of Anisakis simplex (herring worm), 696 nucleotides long. Lineage: Eukaryota; Metazoa; Nematoda; Chromadorea; Rhabditida; Anisakidae. The record is from the annotation of a GenBank genome assembly.